Molecule: messenger RNA, 6675 nt
Organism: Lytechinus variegatus (green sea urchin)
Lineage: Eukaryota; Metazoa; Echinodermata; Echinoidea; Temnopleuroida; Toxopneustidae
Gene: nup188
Product: nucleoporin NUP188-like
Exons: 49
Coding region: 79-5565 (1828 amino acids)
Biological process (GO): RNA export from nucleus; protein import into nucleus
Cellular component (GO): nuclear pore inner ring
Molecular function (GO): structural constituent of nuclear pore
Source: RefSeq, a predicted model, not a curated record
UGAAAUUGUACGUGCGAAAAAGUCGUUUUGGUGAUGAGUUGAAUUGAAUGAAACUGAUCACGAAACUGAAGUGAAAUCAUGGCUGUGUUCACGACUUCUUGUCAGGAAUUGCUUCUGAUAAUAAGUGGACAUUCAGCUAUCAGAGCCGAGGAAGUAAUAAAAGAGGAGCUUGUUAAUCACAAGAAGAAGUUUAUCGAGGGAGUGCUAUUUUACAAGAAGCACAAUGAGCAAUCAGAGAAAAAGCUCAAGGAUGAGAAGGCAAUCAGUGAACUUGAAAGAAAAUUUCUUCUCCAGGCUUGUAAAUUCUUGGAUUUGGAUGCUUUGCAGUGCAGAGAAUUGUUUGAUAUGUACCUCCUCUGUGCUUUUCGUGGGACUGGAAAACAACUUCAGGCCAUACUGAAAAAUGAAAGAAGUGUUCAAGCCUUGUUGCUCAAACUUUGGGAGUUCUACCAUGAAGACAGACUUCAUCUCCUUCAGUGCAUUAAACACCUUGCUAAUUUCUGGCAGGAUACGGAUCAUCCUUAUCAGGCCCAGUAUUCAGAGUUUGUGGAGGAUCUGCUUAAAAGUGAUCUGAUUGAAAAGCUUCUAGCCCAGUAUGAAGACAGAUUCGGCUCCCUUGCCCCGACCAAGGAUAAGGCCGGCCCCCUUAUGACGGACAGACAUCAGGUACGAUGGUGUACACAGAGUCUCCAUGAACAGAGUGAGCUUCUAGGAAUCAUCUUGCUCUUCUUACACGCCUCGCUGACUCCGACGGAAAACCUCUCAAGAGUCAUCAACCUCUUUCAGCAACAAGGUUUUGGUACUAGACAACCUUACAGACAUCUAUUAGAUGCUGAAGAAAUGGCACAGAAACUCUCAAACAAGAUGGAAUUCUUAUGCUGUGUUAUAGUACUAGAAUGCAUGGACCUGUUUCCACUGAUGGCUUUAGCUGAUAAGAGCAGUUUAGAGAAUCAUCCUCUUAUUGCCAACCAAAAAUUAACAAAGGAGUUUUCCAGCGCUGUCCAGUCGCUUGGUCAAGCAUCCAGUCACACCCCCAUCCAGCUGGCUUGGAUGGUCAUCCACACUGCCGCCUGGCCAGGCAAGGACACUGCUCUCGUAAGAAGGUUAGGAAACCAGGCUCUUCGGCUCCAUGUCUUCAAAUACCUCACCUUUGGUCUGUCUAAGGCUCUGCCCGAUGAAAACUCAGUUGAGUCAAUGGCAUGUCAUUCUGUCAUCUAUUCCCUGAUGUCUGUUGUACUUAAUGUGUUUCAAGAAGAUUCACUUGGAGGAGUACAGGAUCUGGUCCACCUAUCCUGUGAGUUUCUAUCUCAGCCUCAUCUUUGUAGAGAGUUUUGGAGUGCGGACCUAGAGGGUGGAUUCGCAGCUCUACUCCAGUCUUCAAUGGCAUCCUUUCCACUGGAAUUCUCACUGCCUAUGAAAUUCCUCAAGGCACUAUCAACAGAGGGCAGCAAACAGAUCUACCAGUUGAUAGCCCACCUACCAGCUUUCACCGAACCACUGGACAAUAACCGUAGCUCUGAUAUAGAGACUUCUAAAGGAGACAACGUGUGGAAACUGGUCAAUGAUAAGGUCGUUUGCAAAGCAGGAAAGCAUUCUCCAGGAUUUGUGAUUCCUGCAGGAACUCUUGGCCAGUUGGAGCAGAGACCUGAUGGUCCUCCUCUAAUAACGUGGGAUGUCGAUUACAGUGGUUUUCAGUUGUUCCAGUGUGUCUUAGACUGGUUGAUCAGCGCUGCACCCACAACAUCGCCAUCAGACACGCUGGUAGAGCAGGCUAAGGAUGUCAUCGAUCUGAUAGAACAGAUGCUGCAAUCUGAUUGGUCAGUGUCAGAGUACCUUCAGCCAAUCACAGACUGUAUACUGCCCCUAUUAUCAAGCUUGGUUCAAAUCCAGCGGCCACCUCUGCAUCUAAUAGGAUCCUGUGUAAAGUGUCUCAAUACCAUGGCCAAAUAUGACCCAGAUCAGAUAUGGCAAUCUCUUCAGAAUACUGGGUUCCUACCCCACACAGGCACAUUGUACACACAAGUGGGACAAGCGGCAAGUGGUGAGGGUGUGUUUCCCGGUACCUAUGGGAAGGUUGCACUAGAAUGGGAGAAACAAUAUGGUAUCUACCCUGUCACACUAGAGUUCAUCAAGCUAGUCAAUACACUCAUAGGGGGACUUGCAUCCAGGAGCAUAGGAGUAGCCACUUCCCAGGACCUCCUUGCCUGUGUCAUCUUCUUACAACGUGAUGUCUUCACAACAUUCCAGAGGUGGCGCUACACAGACUUCAAGGACAAAGAGAAAAUAGGUUUGAGUGUAAUGGAAGUAUUCCAUGUCGUUCUCCAUGUCGUUCCCACAUCACCAUCAUCCAAGAAACCUCACAUUCAUGAUGAGAAGCAAGAUGGAGUGUGUGUUCGAGAUGCUUGCAUCUAUGGUCUGUUACACACAGCAGCAGGUCAAUCUUUACUCACCAUCGCUGCUACUGGAGUGGAUACUAUUGAACAGAAACAACUAGAAAGUGGAAGUCUCUUAGCUAGUACCCCAGACAGCCAGCUAGUGAAGCUCUCCCUCUCCAUCCUCAACCGUCUCCUCCUCCUGAAACCCCAGCAGGAUCCGUCGAGCUCCAGGUCCUCUCCGACCCACCCCUCGCCCGAACAGUGCCCUCUAGAGGUUGCCCUGACCUCCCAUUCUACCGGCUUGCCCCACCAGCCCCAUUUGAUUGCCGUGAUUGCAGGGUAUAUCUACCAUCGGCAGGACCCACGCCUCCCGACGCUUGCUGUACUGCUUCUCAGGAGAUUGGCACAGGUUGCGCCCAUGUCAUUGUUUGGUUGCCUUGGUAACCAAGCUCCAGCUUUCCGAGAUGCUUUUCUGUUCAGGCUUCAGACUCAUUCAGAGGAUAUUCGACUGAGAGUUGGUAUUCUAGAGCUUCUAGCUGUGUCUGCAGAGACUCAGCCAGGGUUCAGUGAACUCUUCCUCAAUCUUCAACCCAAGAAAGAUGAUCCUAAAGGAAAGAAGAAGAAAGAGAAAGGAGACGAGAAACAGAGCCCAAAGAAUGAACAGGAACUUGAAAUUGGGAAGAUAAGUUGUCUACAUGCUGUGCUUGACAUCUUAGAAGAAGACAAACAGGGCACCACCCAUUCUCCUCCUGAUCUUCACUGUGCUGCUCUAGGAUUCCUUCAAGCUCUUUGGCAAGAUAGAAGAGAGACAGCACUUACCAUCCUAAGGAAAAGGCCUAAGUUUUGGAAUGAUGUUACAGCACCCCUAUUCAAGGAUCCACCUGCUCCUAAGCCAGACUCACAGGCAACCAGUUCUGUGAUCAAGAUUCGUGCUCAUGCAUUGAGGAUACUAUCUUUAGAAUGUUUCCAUGCUGGACACUCUGGUAUACCUAAAGAGUUGGAAGCUGUUCUGAAGAAGCUGGAUGAAAAGAACAGAUUCCAGUUUUGGUCGAAGUACAUUGGUGAGGUACUACAAGCCUAUGCUCCUACAAACGUGGAUGUUGAAGAGUACACAUUGAGGGAACACGAGGGACUGGUCCUGCUACAAGCCUGGAGGACAGUUCUUGUAGUAGCUGCCUCUUCUAACUAUCCAGCUUUAUCUAUCAAUGAACCUGCCACAAGGUCUACCAUCCUGAAUGACUUGGUCACCGCCAUCCAUAAACAAGCUCAGAAUCUAGACUCCAUCUUCAAUGCCAAGGCUCUUGCUCUACUCUCAUCAGUCUACCUCACCCUGGUUACAAAAUGGACAAGCAACCUUAGUGGCCAAUGGUCCAAGGUGAAACUACUGGUAGAUACACUGGAGGCUAUUCUAGAUGCGGAAGACACGCCCCUCUUGCGUCGUUGUCAAGCAGCCAUGAUGGGUGCCCUCACCAAUGUCUUGAGGCACAGACGCUUGGGACAAACCAAGGAUAAACAGGGUCUUGAGAUGUCACUGGUGGAGAGACUUCUUCCUCCAAUCUGUGUUGCAUUACAGCACAGCAAGUCAUAUCAUCAUCCUGCCAAGUCUACUACACAACCUCCCACCCAGGAAGUUGCCCUUGACAUAACAAUGGAAGACCUUGACAGGACUGGGGCAGCAGAGGAACUCCGAAUUCAUGGUGACAAGGUUGCCAAGACUACCAGUACUCCUCCGAUACAACUUCCGGUCAUUGGUGCUUAUCUCUUAGAUGAGGUUCUCUUGAAUCAGGCUGAUCAAGCGGAGAAGUGGAUGCCUUUAGUGAGGGAACAUAGCGUGGUUUCAUUACUUCUUAGUACCCUUCAAGCAUGCUUACAGGCAAGAAAGGGCUUACGUUAUGUUGAGGCUGUUAUGGUACUUCUCAAAGAUCUAGCUGCCAUUCCACUUGUUGCCGAAGCAGUACGUAUGACAGGUUACAUCCAACAUACCUGCCUCUCGUUAGUAUGGCUCCAUGAAAACAUCAAUGAACAAGAUUAUACAUGGACCAAGAAGAAAAAGGGUGAGAAAGCGGAUGGCACAUCAUGGCUGACCGUCUAUGUAGAGUCAAUCACAGUGACCGCUACCCUGCUGUCCACUCUCAAUCAUGCCUUCUUGACCGAUGCACUGGACUUCUUUGGGGUACAUCGUGAAAGAAUGAUGAAGUGUCUGGAGUCAGUAUACCUCUUGCAAAGCCCCCUUCAGCUGGAGGAGGCACAAGCUACCACCUCCCUGGUAUAUCAGCUCGCCCACCACACCCAUCAGUGGAGGUUCCACAUGCCUGCCGAGCUGGCCCUUCUGCAGGAGACACUAGCUAGGCUCACACAGAGCUGUGUGGCACUCCUGAUAAGACCAAGGCUACUCCAGCAUAUGCUUGAGAAGAAGACAAAUGCCAAAGAUUCUAGUCAGAGUCAUGCGGUAUCCCAGAUAAUGCAUACAAUACCCAGGAGAUUACUUCAACACCAGGUAUCCACCGACCAAUCAGAUGCAAGCAUUAGUGACGACGCCCAAGAUGUGCAGUCAAGACUUUUGGUGAUCAUGGGGAGGAUAUUGGCUUCAUUCCGUCUCUUUAGUCCAGAUCUUCUUGAAUCACUGCUGAACCAGAGCCUUGAUGUAUCCGAAUAUCCAAUGCUCUACUGCCUUGGGUUCAGCACACCCUCUCUUGACCAAAAGACACCAGCUUCAUUUGGAACACUCAUCUCCUGUAUUAAUUGGUGUCUCCAAAUGCUUCCAAAGCUGGACGUUAACAAAUCUCCCAUGAAGGUUUCAGAUCAGAAAAAUGUCCCAUCCUCUUCAGAUUCAAAGGCUUUGCAAAGGCCAGCGCUGCUAUUUGUACUGGAGAAUGCUGUUCAUUUGAUCAUGGCUCAAGGGAUGAGGACGUUGAGAGAUCCUACUGUUCCAACCAGAGAUAGACAACUACUUAGGAGAGAACUGGGUUCAGAAUUGAAUACAUUCCUGAUUAGUCUACAGAGGUACUUCCGUCGGGGCAAGCCUGGCUCCCCUUCCGAUGCGAGCCCCGGAACCUCUUCUGCCCGUCUUGGAACCAGCUCGGCAACUUCCGUGAUGAGCAAGGCCUCCCUGAAUGCUGCAUUCACUGAAGCCAAGGAACAACUCUUCUUUAAGGUCGUCCAGACGUUUGUUCAACAGUUGAGUAAAUGAUUUUAGAACUUUCGUGAAUUACUGUUCUUAUUUGUGUGUUUCAUAAUAAGUUUAUCAACAUGAGAGGCAUGUGGGUUGACCGCUUUUCCCUUCAUACAUACAAGAAAGCAUGGGCCAUGGGAGUAAGAAUUGAAUGUAAUCAAAAAAAUAUUAAAGUGAAAGAUAAUCCGAACCGCAGGGAAGACUAAAGAUGAAUCAACAGAAAUGUACUAAGAAAACUUACACUUAGUAACAGCGUUCAAAAAUUUUCAAUUACUUUGAAAGAAAAGCAAUGUAAAUUGCAUAGUGUCGAGUACACUUUUGAAGAUUAACGUGUAUGAGUGACAUCACAGUAACUUGCUUGCAUGAACUAUGAAAUUCACACAUUGAGGACCAAAUAUGCUGAAGCAUAUUAAACAGGGGAAAAGGAUAUAUAUCUGAUGUCAAAAUCUGUCUCUUCUAUGUCAAUGAUUUAUUCAUUUUGUGAGUAUUAUAGGAGAAUAGUGAAUCUGUUAUUGCAUGUCUUGAAUGUAUAGGGAAGGAAGCAAAUUUUCUGCAAAAAACAGAUUGUGUUUCUAUUGAUAAUCUAGAUUUUUGAUAUGUUUCAUUACAAAAUGACUGAAAUGUUUCAAUUAAUGCGAUUCACAGGUAGAGGUUUACAUGGUUGUGUAAGAGAAACAGUUUAUUUAUAAUUCAUUAUUCAUGGCAAUGCAUGAUGGUUUGCUUUCGUAAAAGCUGUCAAUGUCAAGAUAAUGGCUUCGCUUGUGGAUGCUUAGGUGGAGAGGCUCACAAAUAUAUAUAUUUUUUUCAAGUCAGUUUCUUUCUCAUCUCCUCAAUUAUAUCAUGGAAUGGUACGUUGUAGAUUUUGGGGAAUCAAUUUUAUUAAUUGUUCAAUUAUGAUGUCUAACCUUUUAGGGUGAAUUUAAUGACCAGGAAGUUUGGUGCUAAGAAAUAUUCUGAUCUGCCAAUUUAGGAUGUGUAAAGAAGGUCUUGACCAUCAAAUUUUAGUCUGACCCUGGGGCUGUUUCAUAAAACCUAUUGCAAUAACAAAUUGACAAUAACAGUUAAAAGCUACUGAAAUCCUUCAAUCUGAUUGGUUGAUAAUUUCUUUUUUUAUAAAUUGUCCAUUUG